AUUCUGAAUACCCUUCAUAUUGGCAUCCCUUGUUGGAAGAUAGAGAAAUAGAUUGACAAAUUUUCAGAACAAAUUCUUGGCACUGAAGCUAGAUUAAAGGUAAUCCUGAUUGCCGGACUCGUCGAUCUGAGGAAACAGGGAUUUCAUGUCAGGCUUUACCCCCAAGAAUAUCAAGAUGACAUUCUCUGGCACACAGGACAAGUGCAAGGCUUGUGACAAGACCGUUCAUUUCAUUGACCUCCUUACCGUGGAUAGCAUUCCCUACCACAAGUCCUGCUUCAAAUGUAGCCAUUGCAAAGGCACCCUUUCGAUGUGCAGCUACUCCUCCAUGGAUGGAGUUCUUUACUGCAAGACCCAUUUUGAGCAGCUUUUCAAGGAAACAGGCACCUUCAACAAAAACUUCCCCACAUGUGCCAAGGCAAACAAUGAGCAGUCUAAGGUACCAAACAAGUUAUCUUCUGUGUUCUGUGGAACUCAGGACAAGUGUGCUGCCUGCAAGAAGACUGUGUACCCAUUGGAGAAGAUGACCUUGGAGGGCGAGCCCUACCACAAGACCUGCUUCAAGUGCGCCCACGGCGGCUGCCUCCUGACGACCGCCUCCUACGCGUCCCUCAACGGGAUCCUGUACUGCCAGCACCACUUCUGGCAGCUGUUCAAGGAGACGGGCAGCUACGACAACUUGCUCAAGCCUGCCGCCUCGGCCAAGAACAACGACGAACCGGAGGCCACCAAGGAAGAGGUGUCGCUGGAGGAGCAGGCGCCGGAAGCCGUAGCGGAUCAGGAGCACUCUUAAGAAGAACUUACACGUGAACAGUUACAUGAACCUACACGUUGAUGUUCCCCAGUCCCCAUGUUGCUGUUACUCUUGUGUAUUGCUGUUGCUGUCCAUCUUUUUUUGUUUCAUCUCAUCGAGACACGCAGUGAUGGUACACGUCUUUUCGUCUUGGCUAUUGCAAUCCUGGAUUCUGUA
Molecule: messenger RNA, 970 nt
Organism: Lolium perenne
Lineage: Eukaryota; Viridiplantae; Streptophyta; Magnoliopsida; Poales; Poaceae
Product: LIM domain-containing protein PLIM2b
Source: RefSeq, a predicted model, not a curated record